This is a messenger RNA of Archocentrus centrarchus (flier cichlid), 5417 nucleotides long. Its product is annotated as serine/threonine-protein kinase SMG1-like. Lineage: Eukaryota; Metazoa; Chordata; Actinopteri; Cichliformes; Cichlidae. Gene Ontology annotation, molecular function: protein serine/threonine kinase activity; protein binding. Gene Ontology annotation, biological process: nuclear-transcribed mRNA catabolic process, nonsense-mediated decay. The record is from RefSeq and is a predicted model, not a curated record. Gene Ontology annotation, cellular component: nucleus.
UCCUACGCCAGAUCCACUGCUGUCAUGUCAAUGGUGGGAUACAUCAUUGGUCUCGGUGAUCGUCACCCUCGACAAUGUUUUGAUUGACAUGACCACUGGAGAGGUGGUGCACAUCGACUACAACGUAUGCUUUGAAAAAGGGAAAAGCCUGCGGGUGCCAGAGAAGGUCCCAUUCAGGAUGACCCACAACAUUGAGACUGCCCUGGGAGUCACUGGGGUGGAGGGUAUCUUUAGGCUGUCCUGUGAACAGGUGGUUCAGAUAAUGCGACGAGGCAGAGAGACCUUACUGACCCUACUGGAGGCCUUUGUGUAUGACCCUCUGGUGGACUGGACUGCGGGGGGUGAGGUAGGAUUUGCUGGUGCGGUGUAUGGAGGGGGAGGCCAGCAGGCUGACAGCAAGAAGAGCAAGCGGGACAUGGAGAGGGACAUCACACGCUCGCUCUUCUCCUCGAGGGUGGCUGAGAUCAAGGUGAACUGGUUUAAGAAUCGUGAUGAAAUGCUAGCAGUUCUACCACAAGUAGAAGAAGUAGAAGAGUACUUGGUCCUGCAAGAGCUUCUCUGCCAAGGAGAGAAACGCCAAGCUAACACGAGGGAGAUGGCCUUCUUGGAGGGAGCAGAGAACCAUCCUGACCACGUCAUCUUCACCCUGGAGCAACGGUACUCUGAACACACCCAGCUGCAGUCACGACAGCGGACUGUGCAGGAGGCCAUUCAGAGCAAACUAGCUGAGCUGGACCAGUGGAUCUCCCAGUACCCAGCAUUUUCCAGCCUGGAGGCCACACAGCUUGCCAGCCUGCUGCAGGACAUAAGUAACCCUAUCGAUCUUGGUCCUCCAAGCUAUGUGCCAGCUACAGCCUUCUUGCAAAAUGCAGGUCAGGCCCACCUAAUUAGCCAGUGUGAGAGCCUGGAGGCAGAGGUGAGCACCUUGCUGCAGCAGCGCCGUGCAGCACUUCGCAGCUGCCUGGAGCAGCUUCACAGCUAUGCCACAGUGGCUUUGCUGUACCCACGGGCUACCCUAGUAUUCCACAGGUCCCAUCAGUGGAAGGCCUGGUUGGAAGAACUGCUGAGAGACAUGACAGUGGAUCACUGCCAGCACAUCUACAGACAAUACGAGGUGCUGUUUGCCCCCAGCCUUCUGCUGCCUCCUGCCAGUUUCCUUUCCAGUGUGGAGUUAACUCUGCAGCGCCAAGUGGCUGACACCAAUGAGCGAAUGAUGCACCAAGCAGAGCGGCUGAAGGCCGAGGGUACAAAUGUAGCGGCCUGCGAGGAGCAGCUGCAGGAGAUUGAACACUGCAUUACAGUUUUCCUGCGGGAGAAUGGAGAGCCAGGUUCUCUUAGCCUGGCUGCAAUCAUCACCUCUGCCCUCUGCACGCUCUGCAGGCGUAACCUGGUAAUGGAGGGUGCAGCAGCCAGUGCUGGGGAGCAGCUUGUAGACCUGACCUCUCGGGAUGGGGCGUGGUUUUUGGAGGAGCUCUGCUGUAUGAUUGGGAAUGUCAGCUCCCUUGUAACACUGCUACAGCGCUGCCAGCUCCUAGCUCAUGACCUGGAGCUCCCGCCACCUUCAGCUACCACCCAGGUUGUUUAUCUGGCCAAUGCUGUGUAUACGUGCUUGCAGGAACUGAACACCAACUUCCGUCAGAUUAUCUUUCCAGAGGCUCUGCGCUGUAUGGUAAAGGGAGAGCCCACCUUGGAGUCCAUGUUGGCAGAACUGGAGCAGCUGGUAGAUCAGAGCUCUGAUGGUCUUGGCCUGCAGGGUCUGGCCGAUAGUCUGCAAACCACCACAGGCCUGGACCACAACGGCCGCAAUCACUGCCUCCACAUCACCAGAAUGCUGCGUGCCCAGUACUCUGAGCUGAUUCAGCCUCGUAGCAUGGACGGACAGGGCCAGGACACACCGAAGAUGUCUGCAGGUCAAAUGUUGUUGGUUGCUUUUGAUGGCAUGUUCACUCAGCUGGAGACUGCUUUUGGGCAGCUCACUGAAAAGCUGAGUUCUUUGGAGGUGCCACCCCUCUGGAGGAAGGUGGAUGUUCUGAGAGAGGCCCGAGCCACACAGCUCCACUUUUUUGAUAGCCUGAAUCAGCGUCAGCUGAUGGAAGAGGUGUUCUUCCUCAAGAGACUGCAGACCAUCAGGGACUUCUUUAGGCUGUGUUCCUCAUUCGCUCAGACUCUGGCUGGUACCUGUCCCCCAGCUGAGGACCUGUUACCUACAAAUGGACCUGUUGGUUUGGGGAAACCCCUGUAUGGCCGACCCAAUGCAACAGGGUCGGGUGCGGCAGUGGCCAGUGAGGAACAGAUGAUUCGUCCCAUCAAGGCCUUCACUGCUGAGUUUGUCCGGCAGAUGCUCAUGGGUAUGCCCAGCCAAGCUCUCAGCCUGGCCCUCUGCAGCACCCUCUCUGCCCUUGGUGUGGACAUUGUCGCUCAGGUGGAAGCAAAAGACUUUGGUGCAGAGAGCAAGGUCUCUCUGGACGAGCUUUGUAAGAAGGCCGUGGAGCAGGGUCUGACGUCAGGCCGAGUCUCCCAGCUCUUGUUGAACAGAGCCACGGUGCUGGUCUCAUCCUAUGACACAGCAUGGAAGAAAGUGGACCUGCUGAGGAGGUUGGACAGCAACUUAGAGGCUGCCAAGGCCAGCCUGCAGAGGAGCCAGCUGCACAUCGCUAUGUUCCAGUGGCAGCACGAGGAUGUGCUAGGGCCCAGCAAUCAGCCUCUAAGUGUCAGCAUUCCUCCUCGUUCUGUCAUCCUCAGCAACAUGAAGAAGAAGCUGUAUAAGCUGAGUCAGGAUGAAGGAGCCAUUGUUGCCAUUCAGGAGAAGCUGGCUUCACUGGAAGCUAGCAUUGAGCAGCGUUUGAAGUGGGCCGGUGGAGCCAACCCAGCACUGGCACCUGUCCUGCAGGACUUUGAGAUGACCAUCAGAGAGAGACGUGCCAUGGUGGCCAGAGACAACCAGCGCACCAGCCAAGUCACCUUCCUAUGCUCCACUAUCCUCAACUUCGAGGGCCUUCGGACCCGAUCUCCUGAGGCUCUCAGCAUGGAUGCAGCACUCUUUGAACUGCUAAAGCGCUGCCAGCAGACUUGCUCAUAUGCUGCCCAGUUUAGCAGCACAGUGUCUCCACUGGAGCUCCAACUCCUGCACAGACUGAGUCCAGUGCCGGACUUGCCUAUAGGCAGUCCUGACUGGCUGAGCUGUGCCCAGAGGCAGCUGGAGGAAGAGCUCAGCAUAGAGCAGAGGAAUCAGGAGGAACGGGAGCAGCAGCUGGAAACCUGUGGAGAAACUCUGCAGCUGCUUGUGGACUCUAUUAAAACGAUUCUGUCUAAUCACAACCGCCAACUGGCCGACGUCAAGCACCUGCUGAGGGCCAUGGCCAAGGAUGAGGAGGCAGCACUGGCAGAUGGUGAAGAGGUGGCAUAUGAGGGCAGUGUGCGUCACUUCCUGCUGGAGUACAAAGCCUGGCAAGAUAAUAUCCAGUUAGUUUUGUUCACUGUUGUCCAGGCAAGCGGACAGCAUCUCAGCCAGGAGCAGCUGGAGCUACUGGAAGAAAUUCCUGCUACCCUGAAGGAACUGCACUCUCAGAGCCAGAGUGUCUAUAAUGGCCUGGUGGGCUUUGCCUCCCCACUGGUGACAGACAGAGACACUGAAUGCUCCAGUCCUGUUUCUGCAGCACAGUCGACCUUUGCAGCAGCUGUUAGAUGCAGUGGGUUGAAAACCCAGCCAGACUCAAUGUCCCAGAAUGCACGCAAGGCUCUCCCACGCAAUCUGGGAACUCCGACCGAUACCCCACCCAGUACUCUGCUAAUGAACAGCAAAGGUCUCAACCCCAGCCCCAAGAGGGCUGUACGAGACCCCAAAACAGGACGAGCAGUCCAAGAGAGGAACUCAUAUGCAGUCAGUGUGUGGAAGAGAGUGAAAGCCAAGCUGGAGGGCAGAGACAUCGAUCCCAACAGGAGGAUGAGUGUCACAGAGCAGGUGGACUUUGUUAUCAAGGAGGCUACCAACAUGGAUAACCUGGCCCAGCUGUAUGAGGGCUGGACUGCAUGGGUGUGAACGCUUUGCUGCUUCAUGUCUGGUCCAGCGAAGGCUUGGAGAUCCACCAGAGUCCAGCGGGACUGGGGUGUCGAAACAGCAGCACCAGGCCACACUAGGGGAAGAAUAUGGGAAGUGGAUGCUUAGUCCACCCUCCCACACCCCUGGGUACCCAAACUGGGGCAGCAACCUCGUAGCAUUGCUGCAACCACACUCCCCCAACAAUGGGCGAUUGGGCUAACACAGCGCUUAGUGGGCCUGCAGAACGGCCUUCCUUUUUGGGGUCUGAGUGGGCAAGGUGGCACCAGGAGAGGAAGGGGGGAAGGAAGGCAAAAGCCACCUCACCCUCACCUGCAUAGCUGACUAUCAAGUUGUACCCGUAAACAUCACUGCAUCAUUUUGUGCCUGUCAGAGUCCACCUGAGGGCAAGAUGAAGCAAGGGGUGAGCUGUUUCCCUUCAAAGCACACAGCUGACACACUGGCUGGGACUUUACUGUGGCUGAAGCUCAGUGGAUGGUGUGCUUACACAUGUUUUUCUCUAAUCUUUUCCUCAAUGGCAUUAUGAUUCUGAGCAGACAGUGAGUAACACUGUGAGGGAGGACUGAGUGAAAGAGGCUCAAAGACUGAAUUUAGAUCUACCAGAAAAGAAAGUGGAAAACAAUAAUCAAACUUUAAUUUGGUUAUUUGGGGGGAAGUUGACUCUAAAGUGCUGUCAAAUUUAACAGAAUAAAAGAUUGUGUAGAACUGUUUUCUUAGGUCUUUUUUCUGAUUUUGUGGAUAGAAGUGAAACCUCCUGUCGUGGAAUAGUUUGGAUGCUCACCUGAGAGUGAAGUGGGCUCGGUGAGGGGAACCCUCUGUUUGUUUUCUCAGUGUGGCUCUUCAGUGUGUUGUGCUUUGUUCUAUCAGUAGGAUUAGAUUUCUGCCUUUUUUUCAGCUUGCCUGUCUCAAACUGCUUGCAUCAUAUACUGACACCACAAGCUGUAAUGCUUGCUUUUUAUGAUUUUGGACCUUCUACUUUUACCUUUUUAUUGGGAGGAAUUUUGUUUUUGGUGAUGGUGAAAUAUGUUAAUUCUUAAAGCUUUUAUUGGAUUUUGUUGGAUGCCAAAUAAACAUGGAAGAAAGAAGUGUCAUGUUUUAUUUAACAUGAAAAAUGGAUACCAGGCUCAUCCAGUGGAAACCAGUAGAGAAAUGAGCACGUCUUCAACCAGAGGGAGAAACCCAAAGUGACCUGCCUCAGCACACAGAUACAUUUGGUAGAAGACAAAUGUCAGAUUGUACUUGGAUCUGGCUGCAGUGAACAGUAGAUGGAUCAGCUGAAGGUCCAGAUGAUUUCUCAGGUCCUGUGUCAGCUCUUUGAACUUGAUGUCCUUAAGAAAUAAAAAAUCCAGAAGAUACUGUU